AUGUCCACCCCCUCCCGCCCCCGCCGCGCCGCCGCCGCCUCCCGCAAAAAAAUAAUCGACUCCGACUCGGACGGCGACGGCCCCAGCACCACCACCAAGCACGAAGAGCCCUCCGACUCCUUCGAGGAACAAACGCCUCCCAAACGCAAAUCGCGGCGAGUCAGCGCCGCCGCCUCCGCCAGCAGCAGUAGUGCCGCCCCCAAGCCGCGACGCCGCGUCAAGGCGCGCAAGACCGAGGAGGAGGAGGAGCCCCAGGGGGGUGGGGAGAAGGAGGAGAAGGAAGCCCCCGCUGCGGCGCCGGCGGUAAGGAAGCGCGCUGUGAGGGGGGCGGGGACGCGGAGGAAGGCUGCGCCGGCGGCGGCGCGUGGAGGGUCUGAGGUGCCUGCGCUGGAGGUGACGCCGACGAAGGUUGAGGAGGAGGAGGAGGGUGGUGAUGUUGAUGUUGAUGUCACGCCGCGGGCACGAAAGACGCAGCAGCAGCAACCACAAGCACCAGAGUCACCGACACCACAGUCCCGCCAGCCCACUCCAGCCCCACAACUUCAGUCCCGUCACGCAACACCCACACCAGCCUCACGACAAACCACGCCCGCCCCCCCCACGCACUCCCGCCAGUCCACCGCGCCCCCCCAAACACCUCACCACCGCUCCCACUCCACCACCCCCGCCCCCACGCCCGGCCAGCGCUCCCGAGCCGGCACGCCCGGGCCCCCGCAAACCCCGCUGCGCACCAUCAUCGCCGAACUCAAGUCAUCGCCCUCCCCUCGCAAAUCCGCGCCCAUGUCGCCGCGGCCGGGCUCGCGCGACUCCAUGCUCGCAGCAGGCACAGGCACGCAGGCGCCGCUGGUGGUCAAGAACCGCGCCAACACGCUGUUUGAGCAGCAGCAGGCGGAAGAGCUCGCGGGGCCCAAGCCGCGGCUUGUCAUCACGCAUCUGGUGCUUGUCAAUUUCAAGUCGUACGCUGGGCGGCAGGAGGUCGGGCCUUUUCACGCUUCCUUCUCCUCCGUCGUCGGCCCCAACGGCUCGGGCAAAUCGAACGUCAUCGACUCCCUCCUCUUCGUCUUCGGCUUCCGCGCCUCCAAAAUGCGCCAAGGCAAGAUCAGCGCCCUAAUCCACAACAGCGCGCACCACCCGCACCUCGACCACUGCGAAGUGCAAGUCCACUUCCGCGAAGUCCUCGACUCCCCCACCGGCGGCGACCCCACGCCGCUGCCCGACACCACACUCGUCGUGUCGCGGCGGGCCUUCAAGAACAACAGCAGCAAGUACUACAUCAAUGACAACGUCUCCGACUUCACCGCCGUCACGGGGCUACUCCGCGCAAGAGGGAUCGACCUGGACCACAAGCGCUUCCUAAUCCUUCAAGGCGAGGUCGAGAGCAUCGCGCAGAUGAAGCCGAAGGCGUCCUCGGGCAGCGACGACGGGCUGCUCGAGUACCUCGAGGACAUCAUCGGCACGAGUAAGUACAAGAGCCCGAUCGAAGAAUCGGCAUCGCAGGCCGAGGAGCUCAACGAAGUCUGCGUCGAGAAGCAAGGGCGCGUGUCACACGUCGAAAAAGAGAAAGUCGCUCUCGAGGGGCGUAAAGACGCCGCUUUGGAGUAUCUACAGAACGAGAAUGACCUCGCGCUAAAGAAGGGUGCGCUGUACCAGCUGUUUGUGGGGGAGUGUGAGGAGAAUGUCGCCGUGACUGGUGGUGUGGUGGCGCAGGUGCAGGCGAGGCUGGAUGAGGAGUUGGAGAGGAGGGGGGGGAGCGAGGAGGGGAUUCGGAGGUUGGAGGGGAGGUAUAAGGAGGGGGCGAGGGAGGUUGAGGAAGUCGAAGAGGCGACAAAGGCAAUCUUGAAGGAGAUGAGCCGGAACGAUAAGGAGAACGUCAAGUUCCAGGAGAAGGAGAAGUUUCUCACGCAGAAGCAGAAGAAACUGCAGAAGUCCAUCCAGACGAACAAACUCGCCGCCUCCGAAGCCACCUCCAUGAUCGAGAAGCACAUCUCAGACAUCACCCGCCACAGCGCCGAGAUCGCCUCCCACGAGCAGAACCUCGCCAUCCAAGAAGCCGAACUCGAGCGUAUCCGCGACACGCUCAAAGAAAAGACGCAAGGCUUCUCAGACCAGAUCGCCGCCAAACAAAAGUCCCUCGAGCCGUGGAAGGAGAAGAUCAACGAAAAGCAAUCCGCCAUCGCCGUCGCCCAAUCCGAGCUGGACAUCCUCCACGAGAAGGCCAACGCCUCCAACAACGCCCUCGAGGAAGCCCGCGCAAAGAUCACCACCAUCCAGCAUGCCCGCGCAACCAAAGAACAGGAGCUACAACAGUGCCGCCAGGAGCUCCGACGCCUCGAGAAGGAGGCCGCGAAGGUAGAAACCUCCCUCGAAGCCAUGGCGGCCAAAGAAGCCCCCCUCCGCAGCAACCUCUCUAGCGCCCGUCAGAAGGCCGACGAAGCCAAAGCCUCCCUCGCCGCCACCCAAACCCAAGGCAAUGUCCUGACCGCUCUGAUGCGCCUCAAAGAAUCCGGGCGUAUCGAGGGCUUCCACGGCCGUCUGGGCAACCUCGGCACCAUCGACUCCCGCUACGACGUCGCCAUCUCGACCGCCUGCCCUCAGCUCGACAACAUGGUCGUGGACACUGUCGACGCCGGCCAACGGGCCAUCGACCACCUGCGCAAAAACAACCUCGGCCGCGCCAACUUCAUCUGCCUCGACAAGCUGCCGUCACGCAACCUGUCACCCAUCCCCACGCCCGAAAACGUCCCCCGCCUCUUCGACCUCGUCACGCCCAAAACGCCCCUCCUCGCGCCCGCCUUCUACAACGUCCUCCAAAACACGCUCGUCGCGGCAGACCUCGCGCAAGCCAACCGCAUCGCCUACGGCGCCCAGCGCUGGCGCGUAGUAACGCUCACCGGCGCACUCAUCGACAAGUCCGGCACGCUCACCGGCGGCGGCAGCACCAUCUCCCGCGGCCGCAUGUCCUCCAAACUCACCGCCGAGACGACCCGCGACCAAGUCACCGCUCUCGAAGUCGACCGCGACGCCCAAGAGCGCGCCUACACCGCCUUCCAGACGCAGCAGCGCGAGCUCGCGACCACACUCCGCGACCUUCGUGAACGCAUCCCCGAGACGCAAACCGCCAUCUCCAAGAUCGAACUCGAACUCUCCAGCGCCGCGCGCCACCUAGCCGACGCCGAGAAGCGCGUCAAGGAGCUAACGGUACGCGGGCGCAAGUCCAACGCCGACGAGAGCGUCGGCCGCAUCCGCACGCUCGAGCAGCACGUUGCCACGCUCGAGUCCGAGAUUUCCGAUCUGCACUCCGAGACGGCCGGUCUCGAAGCCGAGAUCCGCGAGCUGCAGGACCGCAUCAUGUCCGCCGGCGGCAUCCAGCUGCGGUCACAAAAAGGCAAAGUCGACGGGCUGCGCGAGCAGCUCGAGCUCGCCAACGAGCAGGUCGCCGCCGCGGACCUCGCGCGCGUGAAGGCCGAGAAAAACCUCGCGAAGGCGCAGAAGGCGCACUCGGGCGGUGUAGCGGAGCUGGAUGCCGUAGCAGAGGAGCUAGAGGCGCUGAAGGACGAGAUCCGCGCGCACCAGCUGUCCUGCCAAGAGAGCGCCGCGCGCGCCGAGGAGGCCGCAGCAUACCUGGAGGAGAAGAAAGACGGCCUCGCGGCCUUGAAAGCCGAGCUCGACGAGCGCACGGCGGAGCUGAACAAGACGCGGGCGGCAGAGAUCGAGAUGAAGAACAAGCUCGAGGAGCACCACAAAGUGCUCGUCGAGAACCAGAAGCGCAGCGCGCACUGGCAGAAGGAGCUCUCCAAGCUGUCUCUCCACAGCGUCGCAGGACUCACGGGCGGCGCAGGCGGGGAAGACGCAAUGGACGAGGACACCGAGAUGCCCGUGUACAGCCGCGACGAGCUCGCCGACCUCGACAAGGCGCAGCUAAACGCUCAGAUCGCCGCGCUCGAGGAGAAGCUGGCGAGCGUGAAUGUCGACCUGGCUGUUCUGGGCGAGUACCGUCGGCGUGUCGAGGAGCACGCCGCGCGGUCCGCCGACCUGGACACCGCUGUUGCCGCGCGCGACGGUGUGAAGACACGACUGGACGACCUCCGCAACCGGCGGUUGGAGGAGUUCAUGGCGGGCUUCAGCGCGAUCUCGCUGCGGCUGAAGGAGAUGUACCAGAUGAUCACUAUGGGCGGUAACGCUGAGCUCGAGCUGGUCGACAGUCUUGAUCCGUUCAGCGAGGGCAUCCUGUUCAGCGUGAUGCCGCCCAAGAAGAGCUGGAAGAACAUCUCGAACCUGAGUGGCGGGGAGAAGACGCUGAGUUCGCUGGCGCUCGUGUUUGCGCUGCACCAUUACAAGCCGACGCCGCUGUAUGUGAUGGACGAGAUUGACGCGGCGCUGGAUUUCCGGAAUGUCAGUAUUGUGGCGAGCUAUAUCAAGGAGCGCACAAAGAAUGCGCAGUUUAUUGUCAUCUCGUUGAGGAAUAAUAUGUUUGAGCUGGCGGAGAGGUUGGUGGGGGUGUAUAAGGUUAAUCAUAUGACCAAGAGCGUCACGAUCGAGAAUAGGGAUUACAUUGAGAAGCGCUGA
Morchella importuna is the source of this 4566-nucleotide messenger RNA. RefSeq lists its product as uncharacterized. Gene Ontology annotation, molecular function: ATP binding; protein binding. The record is from RefSeq and is a predicted model, not a curated record. Gene Ontology annotation, biological process: mitotic chromosome condensation. NCBI's taxonomy places the organism in Eukaryota, Fungi, Ascomycota, Pezizomycetes, Pezizales, Morchellaceae. The transcript is spliced from 5 exons. The coding region runs from base 1 to 4566 and encodes 1521 amino acids. Gene Ontology annotation, cellular component: chromosome.